UAUUCCCAUGUUCACUAAACUGGCUCUACAGAGUGAAGCUUACUGUUUCUUUCACUCUCUUUGACUUCAACGCACAACCAAAGAAGCGUCCAGCAUGGUAUCAGCAGGGUUACAGAUGCUGGGCAUUGCCCUGGCUGUCAUUGGCUGGAUCGGGGUGAUUGUGGUUUGCAUUCUCCCAAUGUGGCUCGUCACGGCUUUCAUCGGACAGAACAUCGUCACAGCGCAGAUUACCUGGGAAGGAAUCUGGAUGAGCUGUGUGGUGCAGAGCACUGGCCAGAUGCAGUGUAAAGUCUACGACUCCAUGCUGGCCCUCAGCUCAGACCUGCAGGCGGCCCGUGCCUUGUGUAUUAUCUCCAUCCUGGCUGGUGUUGUUGGGAUCCUGCUAGCGGCUGCUGGAGGGAAAUGCACCAACUGCAUUGAAGAUGAGACAGCCAAGGCCAAAGUUGGCAUUAUUUCAGGAGCCAUCUUCAUCGUCGCUGGGAUUCUGUGUUUGAUUCCAGUCUGCUGGACCGCCAACACAAUUGUAAGGGACUUCUACAACCCGUUAACCAACAGUGCACAAAAGAAAGAGUUGGGAGCUUCGCUGUUUAUUGGGUGGGCUGCUUCGGCACUGCUGGUUAUUGGCGGCUCACUGCUGUGUGCAAAUUGCCCUCCCCGGGAUCAGUACACCACGAAGUACACUGCUCGGCCUGGAGGAACCAAAGGGUAUGUGUGAAGAGGAGCCAAAGAGCACUGCAAAUAGUGACAUUCAAACUGCCCAAUUUGUGAACAUUGUACCUUGGUCAGCUUUUGACCUGUGGUGUUACAAUUGACCAUGCAUGCGAACGCUCUAUCACUGACCAAAUGGUUGAAUUAGCCCUCAGUUCUCCAAGAUAUGACAGGAAUGGUGAAACACUCAGAAUGUAUCAGUGUGAAUGUGUCUGAACAGAACUCUACUGCCAAAGAACACUGUAAAUAUCUCUUCUUAACUUUGCUGACUGGCUUCACACUCUGAGGAUGUGCCUCAACUGUUAAGGAUUUAUAUAAAAUGUAAAUGUAUUCAUAUUGUGUUUUAAAAUUGUGACAGAUUUGAGCUAGAAAACAUUUCAAGUAU
This is a messenger RNA of Rhinichthys klamathensis goyatoka, 1093 nucleotides long. RefSeq names its product claudin a (gene cldna). Bases 95 to 715 code for a protein of 206 amino acids. Gene Ontology annotation, molecular function: structural molecule activity. The record is from RefSeq and is a predicted model, not a curated record. Gene Ontology annotation, cellular component: bicellular tight junction; plasma membrane. The transcript has a single exon. NCBI's taxonomy places the organism in Eukaryota, Metazoa, Chordata, Actinopteri, Cypriniformes, Leuciscidae. Gene Ontology annotation, biological process: bicellular tight junction assembly; cell adhesion.